Dunckerocampus dactyliophorus (ringed pipefish) is the source of this 1902-nucleotide messenger RNA. RefSeq names its product 3-oxoacyl-ACP synthase, mitochondrial (gene oxsm). The transcript is spliced from 2 exons. Bases 108 to 1475 code for a protein of 455 amino acids. Gene Ontology annotation, molecular function: 3-oxoacyl-[acyl-carrier-protein] synthase activity. The record is from RefSeq and is a predicted model, not a curated record. NCBI's taxonomy places the organism in Eukaryota, Metazoa, Chordata, Actinopteri, Syngnathiformes, Syngnathidae. Gene Ontology annotation, biological process: fatty acid biosynthetic process.
CAGUUCAAAUUCUUACGCUUUAUUUGUGCGACUGCAGUGAAUGUUUGCUGUGUACAGUAAAUGGCAAACUUUUUAUUUGUCUGUUUUUAAUUUAAAAAAAUACCACCAUGGUGUCUUUUUGGGGUAAGUUCCAGCUAAGACAGAGUGGCAAGCUCCUGUUUGGGAAUAACAACUUGGUUUGUACAAGAUGGCGCAGCACUGAAAAGCACAGAAGAAGGGUUGUAAUCACAGGCAUUGGUCUGGUGUGUCCUCUGGGCACAGGGACUGCUCUACCCUGGAGCCGUCUCAUUCUUGGAAAUAGUGGGAUUGUUGGUCUGGACUCCGAGGAGUACAAAGCUAUUCCCUGUAAAGUAGCAGCCUUGGUACCCAGGGGACAUGGAGAAGGUGACUUUGAUGAGGGAAUGUUUGCCUCCCCAGGAGAGAUGAAGAGCAUGUCACCAGCCACUGUCAUGGCACUUGGAGCUGCUCACCUUGCCCUGCAGGACUCCGGGUGGUACCCAAACAGCACAGAAGAGCAACUCAGCAGCGGUGUGGCUGUCGGCAUGGGCAUGGUGUCACUAGAUGAAAUUGCGUCCACCUCUGUUGCCUUCCAAGAAAGGGGUUACAAGAAAGUUAGCCCUUUCUUUGUGCCUCGUAUUCUUGUAAACAUGGCCGCCGGGCAUAUAAGUAUCAGACACAAAUUAAAGGGACCCAACCAUGCAGUGUCCACAGCCUGCACCACAGGUGCACAUGCCAUCGGCGAUGCUGCAAGGUUUAUUGCCCAUGGUGAUGCAGUUGCUAUGGUUACAGGAGGGACAGAAGCCUGUGUUGGACCUCUGGCAAUAGCUGGGUUUGCCAGGGCACGUGCCCUUGCCACCAAAUGGAACGAAGAACCCAAACUAGCGUCAAGACCCUUUCAUCCAGAGAGAGACGGCUUUGUGAUGGGCGAGGGAUCAGGUGUGCUCCUGCUGGAGGAACUGGACCAUGCAGUGAACAGGGGAGCCAGAAUCUAUGCCGAGGUGUUGGGAUAUGGACUCUCAGGGGACGCCAGCCACAUUACAACCCCCACUGCAGAUGGAGACGGGGCAUUUAGGUGCAUGUCGGCAGCCAUCAAAGAUGCUGGCGUUUCACCUGAAGACAUAACGUAUGUGAACGCCCACGCUACCUCCACUCCUUUGGGCGAUGCGGCUGAAAAUGUUGCCAUCAAGAGGCUCUUUGGCCAACAUGCGGGACGCUUGGCUGUGUCCUCCACCAAGGGAGCCACCGGACAUCUGCUGGGUGCCGCAGGAGCUCUGGAGGCAGCAUUCACUGCUCUCGCUUGCUAUCACCGUGUCCUGCCCCCCACCCUCAACCUGGACCACACCGAGCCGGAGUUCAACCUCAAUUACGUUCCCUGCGUAGCACAGCCAUGGCAGACUUCGGGCAGACGUGUUGCUCUCACUAACUCUUUUGGAUUUGGAGGAACCAACGCCACACUGUGUCUUGGCAGUGUGUAAAAAGUUAAAUCAAUAUGGCAUGUGUGUGCGAUAGAUACAUGCUAUUAAUAGAGCUCAUUGAGAUGUGUAUGCUGAGCAGCAUCUAAAGUAACAAAUUUACCAAUGUAAGCUUUUGUUUCUGUCUGUUGAUGUCACAUUUCAGAAGAAAAUCUGCUUCCUGCACGAAGAUAUGAAAGCAUAUGGGUUGGGGUUGUCCAAAGUGCGGCCCUGGUGCCAUUAAAUAAAAUAAAAAAAACUUCCAUUCGCGGGUCGCACUUUUGGGCACCCCUGCUAUCCUCAUUAGGAUGGCAGGUAAAACGGAAUAUACACAUAUAUACAAACAACCAUUCACAUUAAUAAUUCGUAAGAAGUGAAUUGUAAAUUAAAUAAUUUUUCUUAUUUAUUUACAGGGACAGUCCAAAUAAAUAAACAUUUUUAAUCUUUUUCA